GACGUUCUGGAAGAUUCUCAGUCGCUGCUGGGAGGCGGGAGCGGGAGGCGGCUGUUCUGAGGGCUCCGUCCUGCCGGGGCCGUAGCGCGGCUUGUUUUCUGGCUGGAAGGAGCCUUGAUCGGUCGCUAUGGGGGUGACUCACGAAGCGGGGUUGUCUCCUCAGGCGUCGCCGCUGGAGCAGGAUCCGUGCGGGGGGAGCCCGGCUGGUUGGAGCCGGAACGCCCUGGUGUCCGAGGGGAACCAGCACCGGGGGUGCCCGGCGGCUCCCAGCGGAACAGAGACGGGGUAUUACAGAACAACAAUAAAAACGGAACCAGCUUCUGAAAGUACUUGUGUGGAGAAGAUGGUGGUUAGGAAAACAGAUGAUAUGACAGACAUCAUGGAUGACUUAAGCCUCAGUUUACCGAAGAAGAGAGAGUUGUCUUUGACAUCCAGGAGAAGUUGUGACAGGUCAUCAACAAGGUCAUCUAGCAGAUCCUCUAGCAGUUCACGGUCCAGUUCAAGUAGUUCCUCUUCAGCCUCCUCCAGGAGCUGGAGCCGAUCCAGAUCCAGGUCACGGGCUAGAAGAAAUGGUUCCCGAAGGUACAGAAGAUACUCUCGUUCGUAUUCCAGAAGCCGGUCGAGAUCACGUGGCUACAUGAGGUACCGAGGAAGGUACCAUGCCAGGCACUACAGGAGGUACCACCGCUCUCCUCCAAGGUACAGAUCACGCAGCAGGUCGUGGUCUCGUGGAAGAUCUUAUUAUAGAAGGUCUUAUUCGAGAAGCAGAUCGCAUUCAAGAGGCCGAAGAUAUUAUGGAUUUGGACGAACAAUAUAUCCCGAGGCUUACAGGAACUGGAGAAGCAGAUCACGAACAAGAUCUCGGAGUAGAUCACCUCUCCAUCUGAGUGAAAAAGACAAGAGGGAACUACUGGAAAUAGCUAAAGCUAACGCUGCAAAAGCUCUGGGAACAGAUAACAUAGUGCUGCCAGCAAGCUUGAAGAUCCUUACUCCCUCCAAAGAGAUAAAAAAUGAAAAACAAGAGCAUGAAGAUCCUGGAGAGUCAGCUGAGCAACCCAGAAGACUCUCAGAAGACAUGACCAAGAGUGGAAUGGAGAGAGCAGCCAUACAGAGAAGCAUUUCUUUCAGCCCUAAUAAUACGAUGGCAAAACCAGUACUACAGAAGCCAGCAAGCCAAGCUGUUAAAGAACCGGCAGUUUCUCUGGGAAGAGAAGAGGACAGAAAGGGAAGUCCCUAUGGGCAGUGGGUUCCUGUCAAGAAGGAGGAGAAGAAAACAUUUUUAAACUUCUCACCUAAAAGCGCACAGUUCCGGGCACGCUAGUGUGUAUUUCUUGCUGUCUGACUGCAGCAUUAUGCAUACUUCAGUAGUGAGAUUGGAAAUUUUCUGAUCAGGUUGAAGACUUGUUAAUACUGAAUAUUUAUUUUGAGAUCUUAAUUUUGAAAUCUUAGGUUUCUCUUUCAGAUCUAGAGCACAGUGAUCCAGAAGCCACAGAUGGGAAUCUUGUGUAUAUUUGUAAAUAUUUUUGUAUUGCUUUAAUGGACUAGAACUUACAGGUGGGUAACUUUUUUCUAAAUGAGAGUUUGGUAGCUGUUAUUUUAAACACUUGAUUUAUGUUGUGUAACUGUUUACUUCAAGUAAAUAAACUUUAGUUUUGCACUGGC
Messenger RNA from Phalacrocorax carbo (great cormorant), 1662 nucleotides. Lineage: Eukaryota; Metazoa; Chordata; Aves; Suliformes; Phalacrocoracidae. The record is from RefSeq and is a predicted model, not a curated record.